Molecule: messenger RNA, 2348 nt
Organism: Hemiscyllium ocellatum (epaulette shark)
Lineage: Eukaryota; Metazoa; Chordata; Chondrichthyes; Orectolobiformes; Hemiscylliidae
Exons: 10
Coding region: 19-1170 (383 amino acids)
Biological process (GO): regulation of actin cytoskeleton organization; regulation of bone resorption; regulation of osteoclast development
Cellular component (GO): plasma membrane
Source: RefSeq, a predicted model, not a curated record
UCUGCUUCUGGUUGGUCAAUGACAAUCGCGGAUGGAGUGUGGGCUGAGGAAGGAGGCUCCGCUGUCUUACCCUGCAGCUUCACCCACCCUGACACUCACCUCACACUCACCGGCUCCAUCUUAUGGUACAAGGGGAGAUCACGGUCUUAUAUCUUUAAGUGUACAUAUCCUGGUCCAGACCAUUCCCAGGGUGAGCUGUGUGAGAAUGUGAGACAGUGGGACGGUGGGAAUCGAUUCAGAUUCGUGGGGAUUCUCACCAACAAAGAUGCCUCAAUAAUGAUGGAGGGACUGAGCCGGGAGAAUGCUGGUUCCUAUCGGUGUCGUGUGGAGCUCAAUAUCGGCAAAUUUGGAUCUGGAAAAGGAACAAGCCUGAAAGUGAAAGCUGCUCAGGGAAAUGUCUCAGUGGUGAGUGGGACAGAGGGAGAUUCAGUUACUUUACCCUGUAUCUUCAGUCGCUGGGACUCCCACACCCUGACCACUGUUACCUGGAUGAGGAAGGAGCCCUACCAACACAUUGUUACAUUUACAGCCCAAUCACAGGGAAAUUGGACAACUGGACACGGUGGAAAUCGGUACGAGCUCAUCGGGAACCCAGAGGAGGGAAACGCCUCGACCAGGAUAAACCAGCUGAGUGUGAGGGACAAUCACACUUACCUGUGUCUGGUGGAAUACAGGUCAGAACACAAUCUUUUGUAUCUGAUCCAGAAAGAGACUCGGCUGCAGGUACAUGUGAAGACUCAGCCUGCUCAGUAUGUCUCAGUAUAUUCGCUGGUCAUUCCACUGCUCAUCCUCCUCCUCCUCCUCAUCAUCAUUGUCAUCAUCUUCAUCACCUUCAGGAAGAAAGGAGGGGGUUCACAACAAAUGGAUCUGACCGCAGCUUUGAAAAGGAAUGAUCCAGGUUCAUCCAGCAUUCCCGGGACUGAUCAGGCCCAGCAGCUCACUGUUCCAGAUCAGGACAGUUCCAUCCUCUAUGCCGAGAUUGACAGCAACAGAACAGGUGGCAAGAGAUUCACAAACAGUCUGUCAGAAGACCCUCAGCCUGACUCCUGUACCUAUGCCAGCAUCGUGUUUGACAGCAACAGAAAAGGUGGCAAGACUCUCCGGGUUGCUGAUUCAGAAGAGAGUGAGUCAGCGGAUGUAACCUAUGCAGCUGUGGUGAAGACUCAUUAGGAGCGAAUAAGAACUGAACCUGUGUAACUGAGGUUGCAUUGUUUCUCAGAUCAAAUUCAAGGAAUGUCAUGGAACUUACCAGCUCAGAAACUUGGCAUUAUUAUUCUUCAAAAGUGUUUUUUAAUUUUAAAAAAAAAAUUGUACCUUUUUUUCUUAGUGUAUUUUUAAGUGUUUAUGGGAUACUGCACACUUUUGAAAGCAAGUAACCUGACACUCAUUGUAAGUGUUGUUUACACAGCUGCUGGGUCAGACAGCAGCAGAAGAAGGUGCAGACGAACUGGAGACAUGGACAAGUGGCGAUUCAGCCAGAAACAACUAUGUGAUUGGUUCCCAGAUAAUUGAACAAUUUGUGGAUAUGAACAUGACAGGGAGAAGCCAUCCGACCUCCACUUUCUGAGGAACUGUUCAUCAUCUGUAGCACAGUGGCACAGUAGGCGGCACGGUGGCACAGUGGUUAGCACUGCUGCCUCACAGCGCCAGAGACUCGGGUUCAAUUCCCGACUCAGGCGACAGACUGUGUGGAGUUUGCACGUUCUCCCCGUGUCUGCGUGGGUUUCCUUCGGGUACUCCGGUUUCCUCCCACAGUCCAAAAGAUGUGCGGGUCAGGUGAAUUGGCCAUGCUAAAUUGCCCGUAGUGUUAGAUAAGGGGUAAAUGUAGGGGAAUGGGUGGGUUGCGCUUCGGCGGGUCGGUGUGGACUUGUUGGGCCGAAGGGCCUGUUUCCACACUGUAAGUAAUCUAAUCUAAUCUAAUCAGCUCUGUUCCCGGCAGGAAAAGCUACUUUAAAUCUGAGGAUAACCAGCUGAUUGUCUUUUCCUUCAGCAGUUGCAGUAAGUUCUGACCUUUAAUGAGUAAGUCAGACCUUUUAUAAGCCACACACUGUAUCUCUAGUAAACCAGUGACAGCAUCUGGAGAAGCAGCAUUCUGAUCAGCACAAGAAUCAUCUCAGCGGAUCCUGCAAACAGGGAUUGGCGAAACUGUUUUCUGUGUGUUCCUUCCACUUUAGUUUCUGUCUGUGUGUCUGUGUCUGUGUGUGCACACACACGCGUGUGUGUGUGUGCACGCGCGUGUGUGUGUUUCUGUGUGUGUACAAUAUGUGCUUGCUUUUAAGGGGACUUGGUUCAUGAGCAUCUUAGAGUUUUAACUCAUGUUGUUAUAGCUCAAUGGUCCAUCAUUUUUC